Eurypyga helias (sunbittern) is the source of this 2375-nucleotide messenger RNA. Its product is annotated as GDH/6PGL endoplasmic bifunctional protein-like. The record is from RefSeq and is a predicted model, not a curated record. Gene Ontology annotation, cellular component: endoplasmic reticulum. Gene Ontology annotation, molecular function: NADP binding; glucose-6-phosphate dehydrogenase activity; 6-phosphogluconolactonase activity. Lineage: Eukaryota; Metazoa; Chordata; Aves; Eurypygiformes; Eurypygidae. Gene Ontology annotation, biological process: pentose-phosphate shunt, oxidative branch; pentose-phosphate shunt; glucose metabolic process.
GGGCCUACCUCUUCUCUCCCAAGAUGCUGAAAAGCGUCCUGUGUACGCUGUUGUUCAUGGGAGCCUUGCCAUCAGUGGCUGAGAUGUCCCAGGGUCACAUCUCAGUGGUCUUGCUGGGAGCCACAGGUGAUUUGGCCAAGAAGUAUUUGUGGCAGGGUUUGUUCCAGCUCUACAUGGACCAAGUGAGCAGUGGCCACAGCUUCACUUUCCAUGGGGCUGCCCUGACAGCUCUGGAGCCAGGGCAGAGGCUGAUGUUCGAUGUGCUGAAGAAGCUGGCGUGUCCCCCCGACGAACCUCCCAACCGGUGUGCUGUGCUCAAGGACCAGUUCCUGAAGCUGAGCCAGUACCACCAGCUGAAGUCUGCCGAAAACUACACUGUGCUGAACAGAGAGAUUGAGACGCAGCUUCGCCAGGAGGGGCUGAAGGAGGCUGGAAGGAUCUUCUACUUCUCAGUACCACCAUUUGCCUACACAGAGAUCGCCCGCCACAUCAACAGCAGCUGCAGACCCCCUCCGGGAGCCUGGCUGCGUGUGGUGCUGGAGAAACCUUUUGGCCACGACCUGGAGUCAGCCCAGCAGCUGGCUGCAGAGCUGACCACCUUCUUCAGGGAAGAAGAGAUGUACCGGGUGGACCACUACCUUGGCAAGCAGGCUGUAGCCCAUAUCCUGCCUUUUCGAGAUCAGAACCGGCAGUUUCUGGCCGAAAAAAUAGUAGAGAUUGUCUUGAAAUAGACUGUGGAUGCUAAAGGCCGCACCAGCUUCUACGAGCAGUACGGAGUCAUCCGGGAUGUGUUGCAGAACCACCUCACGGAGGCCCUGAUGUUCCUGACCAUGGAGCUCCCAGCCAACGUGAGCAGGGCCGAAGAGGUUUUGCAGUGCAAGCUGCAGGCCUUCCGGUCCUUGCGGCGCCUGGAGAAAAAAAGUGCCGUGUUGGGUCAGUAUCAGGCGUACGCCAGCCACGUACAGGAGGAACUGCAGAAGUCACAAGACUACGUCAGCACAACACCAACCUUUGCAGGUGUGCUGAUUCACAGCGACAGCCUGCGUUGGGAAGGGGUCCCUUUCCUCCUCACUUCAGGGAAAGCUCUGGAUGAACGGGUAGGUUAUGUCCGUGUUCUCUUCAAGAACCGGGCCUACUGCACUCAGAGCGAGCCUCUGAGGGAUGCAGGGCACAGCCAGUGCAAAGCCAAGCAGAUCGUCUUCUACAUUGGGCACGGUGUGCUCAGCACCCCCGCAGUGCUCGUGAGCAGGAACCUUUUCAGGCCUGUCAUGCCGGAAGGCAGUUGGAGGGAAGCAGUGGGAUGGUCAGACCUGCACGUUUUUGGACAGCCGUUGUCUGAUUACUACGUGUACAGCCCUGUGAAAGAGAGAGAUGCCUAUUCUGUCCUCAUCUCCAACAUCUACCACGGCAGGAAGGACUUCUUCAUUACCACUGAGAACCUGCUGGCCUCCUGGGCAUUCUGGACACCACUGCUGAGCAGCGUUUCCCGCCAGCCCCUGCGCCUCUACCCCGGGGGCGUGGAGAACCAGCACCUCUUAGACUUUGAAAUGGUGAGCGGGGAAGUGGCAUUCACGCUGGCAGAGCCGGUGCAGCUGCUGCACCCCCACAGCCUGAUGCCAAGUGAUUACAGGACGAUCCAGUCCAAGUUUCGGCAAAGUCCCUUGGUCUCGGCGUGGUCUGAAGACCUGAUUUCCCGUCUGGCUUCUGACAUCGAGAAGACGGCAAGCAGGACUGUGGCACGCUCUGGGCAGUUCCACCUGGCCCUCUCAGGGGGCUCAAGCCCAGUGGUCCUCUUCCAGCGGCUGGCAAGACACCAUUAUGCCUUCCCGUGGAAGCACACCCACAUCUGGCUGGUCGAUGAGCGCUGUGUCCCUCUCACUGACGCCGAGUCCAACUUCUUCAGCUUGCACGACCACCUCCUCCUGCGUGUCAGGGUGCCCUACUUCAACGUCCACCCCAUGCCCGUGCACCUGAACCAGCGGCUCUGCGUGGAAGAGGACGGAGGCACGGAGUUGUAUGCCAAGGAGAUCAUGGCUCUGGUGGCCAAUGCCAGCUUUGACCUGGUGCUGCUGGGGGUGGGCACUGACGGGCACACCGCCUCGCUCUUCCCCCACUCUGAAGAGGGCUUGGAAGGGGCUCAGACGGUGGUGCUGACUGAAAGCCCUGUCAAACCUCACCAAAGGAUGAGUCUUAGCCUACCCCUCAUCAACAGGGCCAAGCAGGUCUUUGUCCUGGUUUUGGGGAAGGGUAAGCAUGACAUCACCACCCUGAUCAGCAGAGUGGGCCACCAGCCAAGGAAGUGGCCUAUCUCGGGUGUCAGCCCCAGCUCGGGCCAGCUGGUGUGGUAUGUGGAUUACGAAGCUCUGCUUGGGUGA